UAUCUUCACGCAUGAAUCUUCAACGGCUUUCGGCCAGAAAUGAUGAUAAUGCGGAAGUUUGUAUGUAUGUAUAAGUCGGUGAGAUAGGAGAGCGUAGACAUGGGUGUUGGAUUAUUCCGAAGCAUCGGCAAUCUGCAAUCCACUUUCUGGAUGCAGUUAGUAAUACAUACAUCAAGCUCACUCGCAUUUAGAUAUAAAGUAGCCCUCCUUCGUGUUUCUUUUGAAAAAGUUCCUUAAUAUCAAUUGACAUUUCUAUUUUUCAAUUGACCGUUCAAAAAGUCCUCAAAAUGGUCCGCCCAUUAGUACUUCUAGCUUCUCUCGCUCCUUUUGUCACAGCCAGUUGGAACAUCAAUAACCAGCAGAAUAGACAUGCCUGUCAAAAACAAACCCAAAAUCCUUUGGAUGGAUGUGAUUUGCAAAGGACGAAGUAUGUAGGAAGUAGUUCCAAUUUCAAGACGGUGCAGUCCGGUAUGUACUCGGAUCUCCCAUAAGAGGUGAAGUGGGAUGUGGUAGAAUUGCACAAGUUGAAGGUUUGAAUUAAGGCUAAUGUAAACGAUGCAGCUGUUGCGAGCUUACCAAACAAUAAUGAUACAUAUAUUAUUCUUAUUGCAUCGGGCAACUACACGGAGCAGGUGAGAAUUAUGUUCACUUUGUCCUUUGCUCUCUGGCUUGUGGCAUGAUCGUUAACAUCGGAGCGUAGGUCAACAUCACUCGUCCGGGUCCUACAUAUUUGCUCGGUGAAACCGCAAAUCCUUACAAUCAAUCUAAAAAUGCCGUCAAUAUCAUCUGGAGCGCUAUUGCUGGCAAAGGGGAUAACGCUUACACAUCCACUUUGACUGUUGCGCCUACUCUCAAUGCGUCUUUGACUGGAAGUGGCCCGACCGGGUUUGCCGUCCCACCAGGAACGCCAUUUGGAUGCAAAGACUUUAGAACAUACAAUCUGAAUUUCAUCAAUAAUUUUGCGCCAUACAGUAAGUUGCUGGCUUUUCUAACAGGAGGAAGAGGGUGACAAAACGGUCGGGCUUUGGGCGGAGUAUCGGAAUAAACAGGAGAACGUUCUAACAAGAUAAUAGGUGAUGGGCCUUCCCUCGCAUUGAGCAUAAGCUAUGCAAACGGUGGUUUUUACUAUACCGGCUUUUACAGCUACCAAGAUACUGUAUGCCAUCCACCGAUUGCUCAUUUUUUUUCUUCUCCCGCAAACUAACACAACCAAGAUCUACGUAGGCAAACUAUCCAAUUCGUACAUAUCUCAAUCUGUCGUCGCCGGUGAGACCGACUUCCUUUACGGUUUCGGGACUCUCUUCAUUAACAACACACUGCUCUCUCUUCGAUCAUGUGGAGGUAAGUUCGUCCUUUUGCCUAUUAUCCACGUUCUUACUUUUAUUAACUCAAAUUGUUUCAGGCGGAAUUACAGCUUGGAAGGGAACGAACACGACCUUUGAGAACAAAUAUGGAGUAUACAUUGUAGAUUCAUCAGUACAGAAAGCAAACAGUAGUUUGAGCAUCAAAGGAGCCUGCCCACUUGGCAGACCUUGGGUAUAUUCUCUCCGUCCUUAAGCCAUUUAUGGGAAUGAUCUAACAAUCGCCAAACAGAACGCACAAAUGCGAGCAAUCUUCGCCCACACCUACCUCGAUGAUUCUAUCCUUCCCACAGGAUACAUAGACUGGAUCCCUGCUCGCUACAAUGCCACCAAUGGUAAUUACAGCACUACCCAAGCUGAGUAUAAGAACUACGGACCAGGUUACAACGCGACUGCAAGGGCCGCUUCGUUGUUCGAUGUGCAACUCAGCGACUCGCAAUGGGAGCCUUACAGUAGUCCCGCUAAAGUAUUCCAGGAUCCUUCAGGAGCUUUCGGUGAUGUAAGCUGGGUUGAUUUCAGCGUUUAAUUGUGUUUGUGGGGAAUGAUGUCGGUAAAAUGAGAAAUGUAUGUAAUGUUUAGAAAUGAUAAGUCCAAUUGUUGGACAUCAGUGACUUCGUUUAAACGUGACAUACUUUCCGUAACAUACCAAAA
Messenger RNA from Sclerotinia trifoliorum, 2012 nucleotides. NCBI's taxonomy places the organism in Eukaryota, Fungi, Ascomycota, Leotiomycetes, Helotiales, Sclerotiniaceae. The record is from the annotation of a GenBank genome assembly.